Messenger RNA from Rosa chinensis, 953 nucleotides. Its product is annotated as protein LURP-one-related 10. The transcript is spliced from 2 exons. The coding region runs from base 143 to 847 and encodes 234 amino acids. The record is from RefSeq and is a predicted model, not a curated record. Lineage: Eukaryota; Viridiplantae; Streptophyta; Magnoliopsida; Rosales; Rosaceae.
AAAGGACACAUGACAUCCCAAAGCGUGCAUCAAAGGAAUCUCAUCUAGUUCGUCUCAAACUCUUAUGCUGCUGUAGCCUCUCUUGUGUGUAUGUGUGAGUGUAAAUGCAACUCUCUGUGUGACAAUUUCCUUUUCUGUGCCUAUGCCUUCGGCUGGACCAAGCCCUACACCCCUUUCGAACCCUACAACUGUGGUUAGCUCACAGUUCCUGGCAUCCUACCCCGUGGAUCUGUACAUUUCUGAGAAGCUGAUCACCAUUAAGGAAGGUGCCUUCACUGUCACCAAUGUUGAUGGCGAAGUCAUGUUCACUGUAAAAGGUUCUUUUUUCAGCCUUCAUGAUACUCGACAAUUGCUUGACAGCGCUGGUACUCCUAUCCCCACCUUCCGUAAGAAGAUUAUUUCGAUACAUAGGAGAUGGAAAGUAUAUAGAGGAGAUAGCUCGAGCAGAAAAGAUCUACUUUUCAGUGCCAAGAAGUCAGGGCUAGUCCAAAUUAAGACUGAACUAGAUGUGUUCUUGGCUACUAACACAAAGGAAUUAGACCAGCAUGAUUUCAAGGUCAAAGGAAGCUUUAGGGAUAAAGCAUGUGUUAAUGAUAUAGGAGUGAAUUGUAAUUCCAAUCCUAAUAUUGGAGUGGAACACAACAACAAUCCUAUCAGAAUCCAACAAUUAACACCUGCCAUCAAGUGUGCUUACAACAUUAUCAAGACACAGUCUGGGCUACAAAGCAGAAUUCUGAGUAGAAAGCAGAACACACCAAGCCAAGACAAAAAGGAGCCUCUACACCAAGACAAAUGUCCUCUGUGCUGUUGUAAAUCACACCACAAACUCAAUCGUGAUAUGUACUAACAGAUCAAGCACCACACAUUUGUAUAGCAUCUCAAUUCAUACUAGGGCUUUAGAAUUCGACUAUAAAAACCAUUGUAAAGUCUCAUAUUCUGAUACAAUGAAUGAA